GGUCAGCCAGCAGCAUGCAAUACUUCUGGGCAGCACUUGCUGCUGCCUGUCACACUGAGUGAGGGGAGGUGGCCCUGGACAGCUGAGGAGCACACAAGGCCUCAGCAGUGCACAGGUAGACUCGACGUGGACCAUCACAGACGGCCAGCGCUCACCCCACGUCUGCCAGCCUACCAAGAUGGAAGAAAGUACCUUUGAAACAUUUGCUGAAGAUAUCAUCCCCACAGAAGAGUUGGAGGAGUUGCCUGCGCCGGGUGAAAGCCUACCGAAGAGCAUGGAGGAAAUCCCGAGUCAAGAUGUUCCCGUCUCUAAGAAAAGUGCAGGAAGCCCCCCCACAGCCGAUGACCCAAAAGGGACCGUGGAGGAAGAGAAAAAGAAACGGCCUCCUGAAUCAAGCCCCAUAAAGGAGAAAUCAAAGUCAGUUACCCUGGAGAAGACUGUGAGAAAGCCAGUGCCAAGCAGUGAAGAAGCACCCUGGAAUGGGAUCACACUGAACCGAUGCCUCCUUGUGGCUCUCAUCAUUGUGCUCAUCACAGCCGGCUGCCAGAUGUUACACGACAUGGUUUUUGAAGACAGUGAAGUUUCACAAGCCAAGCUGGAGCUUGAAAUUGAGCAAGAACCUGAAGUGCCAGUCUGGUUUGACAGCGAUGAAGUGGAAGAGACCACCUCAGAUGAGGUACAGACAUCAUUCUUCGAUAACUUGGUCUGGUGGUCAUGGGUACCUGAAGUGGAAGAAAGGGAUGACACAGAUGGUGCUACUCGUAGAAGAAGGAAAUUAGUGUCAAGGCGAGCCAAAAGCGGUGAGGUAGAAAGGGACAAACACAAAGGCAGAAUGGAUAAGGAGGGAAAGCCCCAAAAGGAGAGGACCAAGACAAGGCCUCAAGAAGAAAGAAUCCAGAAGUCUCAAAAAGAAAAAAAGGACACAGCACUGAGGCUGGAAAAAAGGCAAACCAAACCAUUCAAAAUACUCAAGGACAAGAAAAGAGAAGGGCGCAAGGAAGAGGUGCUUGACAAAAGGGACGAGCACAAAGAGAGGCGCAAACUGGGACAGGACAGGGAGAGAAGCAUCGAUCACAAAGGAAAGAAAGAACACAAAGAAAAGAAGAGUGGACAGGAUAGGGUCAAGAGUGAAAAUCACAUAAAGCGUGUACAUAGACAUGAGAAGAAAGGACAAGAUCACCUGAAGACGACAGAUACCAAGAAGGACAUCAAACAGAAGCACGAGAAGAUUUCAAAAAUCAGUGACCAAAGGAAACACAUUGAACACAGACACGAGAAGAGUGGAAAGGAAACCUCAAAGAAAAGUGACCAUAAGACGCAUGUUGAACAUGGGCAUGAGAAGACUGAAAAGGACACCCCAAAGAGUACUGAACACAAGCAGCACCAUGGUCAUGGUCAUGAGAAGAGUAGAAAAGAAACCUCAAAAAGUAUUGAGCACAAGAAACAUGAUGAACAUGGACAUAAGAUGACUGAAAAGGACACCUCAAAGAGAAGUGGCCACAAGAAGCACCAUGAACAUGAACAUGAAAUGAGUGGAAAAGAAAGCUCAAAGAGUAGUGACCAUAGGAAACAUGGUGAACGUGGACAUGAGAAGACUGGAAAAGACACCUCAAAGAGUAGUGACCAUAAGAAGCACCAUGAACAUGGACAUGAAAUGAGUGGAAAAGAAAGCUCAAAGAGUAGUGACCAUAGGAAACAUGGUGAACGUGGACAUGAGAAGACUGGAAAAGACACCUCAAAGAGUAGUGACCAUAAGAAACAUGGUGAACAUGGGGAUGGAAAGACUGAAAGGGGCACUUCAAAGAAAAGUGACCACAAGAAGUACCAUGAACAUGGACAUGAAAAGAGUGGAAAGGAAAGCUCAAAGAGUAGUGACCAUAGGAAGUAUGGUGAACAUGGACAUGAGAAAACUGGAAAGGACACCUCAAAGAGUAGUGACCAUAAGAAACAUGUUGAACAUGGGCAUGGAAAGACUGAAAAGGACACCUCAAAGAGUAGUGACCAUAAGAAACAUGUUGAACAUGGACAUGAGAAAACUGGAAAGGACACCUCAAAGAGUAGUGACCAUAAGAAACAUGUUGAACAUGGGCAUGGAAAGACUGAAAAGGACACUUCAAAGAGUAGUGACCAUAGGAAGCACCAUGAACAUGGACAUGAGAAGAGCGGAAAGGAAAGCUCAAAGAGUAGUGACCAUAGGAAGCAUGGUGAACAUGGACAUGAGAAGACUGGGAAGGAUACCUCAAAGAGUAGUGACCACAAGAAGCACAAUGAACAUGGACAUGAGAAGAGCGGAAAGGAAAGCUCAAAGAGUAGUGACCAUAGGAAGCAUGGUGAACAUGGACAUGAGAAGACUGGGAAGGACACCUCAAAGGGCAGUGACUAUAGGAGGCAUGGUGAACAUGGACAAAAGACUGAAAAAGAUACCUCAAAGAGUACCGAUCACAAGAAGUAUCACAAACAUGAACAUGAGAAGAGUGGAAAGGAUGGUGACCAUGUGAAGCAUGGUGAACAUGGACUUGAGAGGAGUGGAAAAGAAAGUUCAAAGAGUACUGACUAUAAGAAGCAUGGUGAACAUGGGCAUAAAAAGAGUGGGCAUGAAUCCUCCAAGCACGGUGGCCACAAGGCACACAGCCUCAAGGGAAAUACUUUCACCCUCCAAUGGGACAAAUUCAUUUUUAAAACAACAGAGGGAAAUAAAACCCGCUAGCUGACGCCCAGAGGAGAAGCCACACGAGGCCUGCAAGCUCCAAGUGGCAUAUUUUUUUU
This is a messenger RNA of Erpetoichthys calabaricus (reedfish), 2766 nucleotides long. RefSeq names its product sarcoplasmic reticulum histidine-rich calcium-binding protein. The record is from RefSeq and is a predicted model, not a curated record. NCBI's taxonomy places the organism in Eukaryota, Metazoa, Chordata, Cladistia, Polypteriformes, Polypteridae. The coding region runs from base 179 to 2707 and encodes 842 amino acids. The transcript has 7 exons.